Strongylocentrotus purpuratus (purple sea urchin) is the source of this 2910-nucleotide messenger RNA. Its product is annotated as nose resistant to fluoxetine protein 6. The transcript has 16 exons. Lineage: Eukaryota; Metazoa; Echinodermata; Echinoidea; Camarodonta; Strongylocentrotidae. The record is from RefSeq and is a predicted model, not a curated record. Bases 67 to 2196 code for a protein of 709 amino acids. Gene Ontology annotation, molecular function: acyltransferase activity, transferring groups other than amino-acyl groups.
ACUACGGCAAUAAUCACCUGACGUUGAGCAUUCAUUGUUGUACAACAACGUCAUUUACCUGUCUGAAUGGGAAAAUUUAGAAAGAUGGAAUUGCUGAAGAGCAAGUGCUUGGCAGCGGCCAUUUUGCUGGUUGCCAUGGCAGCGCUGACGGAGGCCAUCACACCAAAGGUCAUCCAAGGCGUGGUUGAGGCUGAACGAAAGAUGACACUAGGGGGCGUGCCAGGAAAUGCCUCAAAGGAAUGCGUUGAGGCCAUUGAAAUUCUACUUCAACCAACGUCGACUCAACUCCAGGAAUAUGUUUUCGAUGCAUUUGGCAAGCCUCAAGCUGGCAUAUUACAAGGCAAUCUGCACUGGCUGGGUCACUACGAUGAAUGCCGCUCAAUCAAAGUUCCAGAAUAUAACAUUCAGUACAAGUACUGUGCAACGUUCUUUGAUGUCAAUUUCACUGCCAUAACCCAAACUAAGUCGCCAGAGGUUCUGCUUGCCUGGGGUGUGUGUGUGCCUAAGCAAUGUACCGAGACAGAUAUCCAAAAUUACUUAUACGUCUUUGUAGAAAUGCUGAACUUGACCAAGUACAUAGAGCCAGCUAAUGAUAAGUCUUUUGUCAGCUGCGCAUAUGAAGAUCAUAUUCCUUACAGCGCCGGUUUUGUGGGCACCAUUACUCUCUUCAGCGCCAUCUUCCUGCUGAUGUUGCUAGGCGCGGCCUAUGACUGUUACCUCCGGUAUCACAGGAAGAAUUCCUCAAAGAUGGUCGUGUACACUAACACCAGUACGAACAACUCCGCCCAGAAUGGUAGAGCGGGCGAGGCCCCCAUAAACGAUGAUACCGCAGAGACGAAAGACGAUGAUACACCUCUCAUACUUGUACAAGAGCCACCGAAACAUGCCAUCUGGGAACAGUUCCUGCUUAGCUUUGCUCUCAACCGUAACCUGGCCAAACUCCUCAACACCAACCCCGGGGCGGACCGCACCAUCGGCUGUCUGAAUGGAUUGCGUGUGAUCAGUAUGGCUUGGGUCAUCUUAGGUCACACCUUCUUCUUCCCCAGUCAAAUGGGGAUCAUAGGCAACCUUCCCACUGCAGUUGGCUGGUAUCAAACGUUUGGUUUCCAAGUUGUAGGAAAUGCCUUUUUCUCUGUAGACAGCUUCUUCUUUAUGAGCGGUCUUCUGCUGACCUAUAUCACGCUGAAGAAGAUGGCCAAGACGAGCGGGAAGAUCCCGUGGGCAUGGUUCUAUUUCCAUAGAUACUGGCGUCUGACACCGGCCAUUCUGAUCACGACGCUCAUCUGGAUGUACAUCAAGCCGUGGGUGGGUGACGGCCCCCUCUGGAGGUCGUUCCAGAACACCGACAGCUGCAUCAAGUAUUGGUGGACCAACAUCCUUUACAUCAACAACUUCUAUCCACAGAGCUUCAUGCAUGAGUGUAUAGGAUGGGUAUGGUACCUUGCAAACGACAUGCAAUUCUUCAUUAUCAGUCCCUUCAUCCUGGUUCCUCUCUACUUUCUCCCAUGGCUAGGCCUCUCCUUAAUAGGAGUUCUUCUCGCGGGCAGCUUUGCCGUCACCGGUGCCCUGGUCGGAAUAAACAAACUCGGGGCAAAUGGAAUAGCAAUACCUGGUGUGGAAGCCACCGGAGCGGACUUCAGCUCGGUGAUCUACGGCAAGCCUUACUGUCGGAUCCCACCGUACCUCGUAGGAAUGAUUCUGGGUUAUCUCAUGUAUAAACAAGGGGACAGGAGGAUUCGUCUUAAUCCUGCCUUAGUAUCACUGGGUUGGGCUGUAGCGACGGUGAUCGGUAUGUCGUGUGUGUAUGGGCUCCUUGGAGCAUACAAAGGUGAUCUGACCCUGGCAGGGUCGAUCCUCUAUGAGAUGCUGAGUCGUUUCGCUUGGGCAGUCUCCCUUUCCUGGCUCGUGUUUGCCUGCAGAGAGGGUUACGGAGGCUGGGUUGAUGACAUCCUAUCUUGGAGUUUCUGGCUGCCUCUGAGUAGAGUGACGUACUCCGCCUAUCUUCUCCAUCCGAUCAUCAUCUAUAUAUUCUUAGGAAACGUCAAGAAUACCCAGAUGGCGUCCCUUUGGCUUCAACCUACCUACUUUGUGGGAUACUUUGUGAUGUCCUACGGAGCGGCAGUCGUCAUGGCUCUCUUCAUUGAGUUCCCAUUUGCCAACCUAGAGAAAUUAUUUGUCCCAGCCAGACGGGGCUAGGAUGUUGUUGCCAAUUUGUCUAUUCAAAUCUAUAUUUUUUACAAAUUUUUAAUGUUUUUAAUUGAGAUAUUGCUAGUAUAUAAACCCACAUGCCAAAGUGCAACAGAGGUAUGUUUAUUUUUUAAUUCAAAUAGUGACUAUGAUUAUUGGAGUAAUAAUGAUAUUGUUAUCCUAUUUUGACUGAUAAAUGCACUGCUACACAAUUUAAGAUCUUCUAAUACAUAGACACUUUUGUAAUUGUGAGUUCAGACUUGUUCAAAUUUGCCACGGUUAGCAGCAGCGUUUUAUUUUCAUGUGUGCGUGUUAAAUGAAUAGCUAGUGGAAAUGAAAAAAUGUAGCUGUACGCAAUAAUGGUCCUACACGUAUUCACAUAGAUGUGUGUUAAAGCCACAUUAUAUGCAGUAGUCAGUGCCCCCUUUUUGUUUCUAUUUGUUCUUCAGUUUAUCAAAGAGGAUACUACCAAAUCUCCUGUGCAUGAUAAUAAGCCAGCUCUUAGAUACAAUCUGCGCAUAGGCAAAUGGAGGUCAUUUGUACCAAAAGUUUAAAAACCAAUCAAGAAGAAUACUUUGUGCUCAUGAAAGUUAUGCAAUCAUUAUUCAUUUAUUCACCAAUGGCACAUUCUCUGAUACACAGAUAGAAGUAUUCUUCUCAAGAGGGCAAACUAAAGGUAUUCAUGAAGUACGUCCAUCACUUAUGCUGUCAUAAACCAUAUUA